CAGAACUACAACUCCCGGGCGGCCCCGCCCCUCCUCCGGGAGCCGCGCGCCCGUUCCUUCCGCUUCCGGGGCAGCGGGGGCGAGCGGAGGAGACGUGUCCUUCCGUCGCCGGCGGUGGAGGGGAGAGCGGCGCGAUGGAGCUCGAGGCCAUGAGCAGAUACACCAGCCCGGUGAACCCGGCUGUGUUCCCGCACCUCACCGUGGUGCUGCUGGCCAUUGGCAUGUUCUUCACUGCCUGGUUCUUCGUCUAUGAAGUGACUUCCACUAAGUACACACGGGACAUCUACAAGGAACUGCUUAUCUCCCUGGUGGCUUCACUUUUCAUGGGCUUUGGAGUUCUCUUCUUGCUGUUGUGGGUCGGUAUCUAUGUGUGACACUAAGCCAGGGACCUACUCUAGAAAAACGCCAGGUGAUUUUCCUCAAAAGUGGACGUUCCUUCUCUGACAAGUCUUUGCCAGUCAUCCCUAUCCUGGGCUACUCUCUCCCAGUGUGCAGUGUCGAUGCCACAUCUCUUGAUGUUUAUCUUGAGGGUGUCUUUAAAACGUUUCUUUUGGCCUCCUCGUUUCCUUUCUUCUUUGGUGAGUUGGGCAUACAGCAGUUGUUUUGGUAAGUGUCCAUCAGGCAUGUGCACUCAGUGCCCGCUCCACCUCAGCUGUUGCUGGAUAAUCAGGGCCUCAACACUGAAGAUGUUGGUAUCUGUGAGACACUGACAUUAGUGUGGCAAUCCUCCCACUUUAUGAAGUGUUAACUCAGCACAGUGGAUCUCAGUCUGUAGUCCGUGGACCAUCACUUAAGUUAAGAAGUCUGUCUUUAUGGUCUGCAGAACUAAAGUUUUAGAGGACCAUGGUGAAGGGGUUAUGAUCCAUGAAAGGAUCUCUCUCUUAGGGAUAGAUUAACAGACCGGAACAGAUGGAGAGCCUUUACUGUAACCAGUGAGAAAUAGCAGCUUUCUCACUGGCCCUCACUAAACCCCUAAUUCUUCACUGCUUGGUACUCUAGCUUAUGCUCAAAUAAAUUUGUUUGUCUCUAAGGUG
Chelonia mydas (Green sea turtle) is the source of this 1034-nucleotide messenger RNA. It is a transcript of the gene TMEM258, whose product is annotated as transmembrane protein 258. Bases 135 to 374 code for a protein of 79 amino acids. The transcript has 4 exons. Gene Ontology annotation, biological process: protein N-linked glycosylation. Gene Ontology annotation, cellular component: membrane-bounded organelle. NCBI's taxonomy places the organism in Eukaryota, Metazoa, Chordata, Testudines, Cheloniidae. The record is from RefSeq and is a predicted model, not a curated record.